This is a messenger RNA of Jaculus jaculus (lesser Egyptian jerboa), 11293 nucleotides long. It is a transcript of the gene Peak1, whose product is annotated as pseudopodium enriched atypical kinase 1. Gene Ontology annotation, biological process: protein phosphorylation. Gene Ontology annotation, molecular function: protein kinase activity; ATP binding. The record is from RefSeq and is a predicted model, not a curated record. Bases 579 to 5813 code for a protein of 1744 amino acids. Gene Ontology annotation, cellular component: focal adhesion; actin cytoskeleton. Lineage: Eukaryota; Metazoa; Chordata; Mammalia; Rodentia; Dipodidae. The transcript has 6 exons.
GAUGUUCAAGGGGACGAAGGACAUCUCGACGGUGGCCACCCCCAAGUUCGCCUUGCUUACUGACCUGCUGACGACAGGGGCAGGCGGGGGCCUGGGGCCUAAUGAAAGUCCCUUGGACUGAGGACAAUUCCCUCAGCCCCUCUCAAUCGCCUUCACUCUUCGCACUCCGUCGUGUCACAGCUCGACAGAAAUUCCUCCGCAGCACCUUAUUUUGGUGUCCUUUGUCUUUCCGCAGUUGCCUGGACACCCGUAGAUGGGCAACUUCUUCUCAUAGCGGUAACAUCUAGAAGUGCUCCGGUGAGGAGAAAAGUGAAGUCUUAUGCCGGACACCUUCAGAAAAAAAAAAUAAUAAUAAAAAUGAAGGGAUUAUUUUGUUCCUCUGCGGCGAGAGACUACGUGAGUACGCAAGGUAUCUACCUAAGCUGGGUCUUAUGCUGUAGAUGUUUCUUUGUGGGUUGUCUGAGAUUGAUCAUACUUAGAAGAGCUGCUAUAACAGCAUAAGGGAGGUGAAAACUAACAGAUGAAAGUUUUGCUAUGCACUGAAGAAAAAGCAUUGUCUGUGAAGUCUCUAUUUAAAGAUGUCUGCUUGUAACACCUUUACUGAACACGUUUGGAAACCUGGUGAAUGCAAGAAUUGCUUCAAACCUAAAAGCUUGCACCAGCUUCCUGCAGAUUCUGAGAAAGCACCCAUCACCCAUGGUAAUGUGAAAACUAAUGCCAAUCACAGCAACAACCACCGUGUCAGGAACACCGGAAACUUCCGGCCUCCUGUGGCUAAAAAACCCACUAUAGCUGUGAAGCCCACUAUGAUGGUAGCAGAUGGGCAAAGUGUAUGUGGUGAGCUUAGCAUCCAAGAACACUGUGAGAACAAACCUGUCAUCAUGGGAUGGAACCGAAACAGGACUGCUUUGAGCCAGAAAUCACUUAACAAUAAUAAUGAAGAUGAUAUUGAAGGAUUUAGCCAUGGCCCUAAGCAGUAUGGCAAUAAUGAUAGUGCAAAGAAGAUAUCAAAUAACAAUAAUGGACUAACUGAAGUGUUAAAGGAGAUAGCAGGCCUGAAUACCACUCCUCAAAGAGGAAAUGAAACAGACUCCAAGGAAACGUUCUUGGGAAGAAUAAAUGACUGCUACAAACGAUCACUGGAAAGAAAGAUUCCACCAAGCUGCAUGAUGGGUGGUGUGAAGGAUACUCAGGGCAAGCAUGUUAUUCUGAGCGGGAGCACAGAGGUAAUCAGUAACGAAGGGGGACGGUUCUGCUACCCAGAGUUCUCUAGUGGCGAGGAGAGUGAGGAAGACGUGCUUUUCAGUAACGUGGAGGAGGAGCAUGAGAGCUGGGAUGAGAGUGACGAAGAGCUGCUGGCCAUGGAGAUUCGCAUGAGAGGGCAACCUCGCUUUGCUAACUUUAGGGCAAACACUCUAUCGCCUGUUCGAUUCUUUGUGGGCAAAAAGUGGAAUACCAUCCCCCUUCGGAACAAGUCUUUGCAGAGAAUCUGUGCUGUAGACUAUGAUGACAGCUAUGAUGAAAUCCUGAAUGGUUAUGAAGAAAAUUCUGUGGUUUCCUGUGGUCAAGGAAGUGUUCAGAGUGUGGUGUCAUCUGACUCCACAUCACCAGACUCUUCUUUCACAGAAGAGUCACGUUCCGAAACAGCCAGCAGUGUACCACAGAAGCUUUGUGAUGGAGCGGUGUCUCCUGGUAACCCAGGAGACUCUACGGACAUGAAGGAAAUUGAGUCCAAUUAUGAAAGUCUCCCUGGUAAUAAUCAGGAGGACUCCUCACAGACUUCCAAAAGCUCAGCAAAAGUCCCAGAGACACACAAAGCAGUCCUUGCUCUCCGAUUAGAAGAGAAGGAUGGCAAGAUUGCUGUACAAACGGAAAAACAGGAAAGCAAGGCCUCCACAGACAUUGCUGGGCAAUCAGUAACUAUUAACCUCGUCCCUGUGGAAGAACAAGCAAAACCCUACCGCGUUGUCAAUCUGGAACAGCCACUGUGCAAGCCAUAUACGGUUGUGGAUGUGUCAGCGGCCAUGGCCAGUGAGCACCUUGGGGGCUCUAUUAGCAGCCCCAAGAUAAGAAGCUCAUCUUCUACUCCAAACUCUCCAGUGACAUCACCUGCACUGACAUCAGGACAAAUAAGUGCCCAUUUCCAAAAAUCUAGUGCAGUCCGAUACCAGGAAGUAUGGACUUCCAGCACCAGUCCACGACAGAAGAUCCCCAAAGUAGAAUUAAUUACCGGUGGAAUUGGACCAAAUGUCCCUCCAAGGAGAAGCUGUCACAAAUCAGCACCAACUUCACCAACAGCUACAAACAUUUCUUCCAAAACUAUCCCUGUGAAGUCACCUAACUUGUCUGAAAUAAAAUUUAAUAGUUACAACAACGCUGGUAUGCCACCUUUUCCAAUUAUCAUUCAUGAUGAGCCAUCCUAUGCUCGGAGCUCCAAAAAUGCUAUCAAAGUCCCCAUUGUUAUUAAUCCAAAUGCAUAUGACAAUCUAGCCAUUUACAAAAGCUUCCUGGGUACAAGUGGAGAACUCUCGGUGAAGGAAAAAACCACAAGUGUAAUAAGCCAUACUUAUGAAGAGAUAGAAACAGAAAGCAAAGUGCCUGAUACCACCACUCCCAGACCCGCUGACUGUCCCCAAACCAAAGGAUUUUCUAAUAGUAUAGAGCAUAAAAGGGGCUCAGUGGCUCAGAAGGUUCAAGAGUUUAACAAUUGUAUCAACAGAGGUCAGUCUUCCCCACAGAGGAGCUAUAGUUCCAGCCACAGCUCGCCAACCAAGAUCCAGAGGCCCACCCAAGAACCUGUGGCCAAGGCAGAGGGCAUGCUGGAGACUCAGGCAGGGGCCAGCAGUGGCAGCACGCGGGAAAAAGCGAGCACUGUGCUUUGUCAGAUUGUGGCGUCUAUUCAGCCUCCCCAGUCUCCUCCAGAAACGUCUCAGUCUGGACCUAAGGCCUGCAGUGUGGAAGAACUUUAUGCCAUUCCUCCAGAUGCUGAUGCAGCAAAGAGCACGCCUAAGAGUACACCAGCCCGGCCCAAAUCGCUCUUUACUUGUCAGCCUCGUGGGGAAGCAGAAGGCCAGCAGACCGCAGAAAGUCCUUCCUCAAAAGUACACAAAGAUCCGCUCACAAAGCCAGUCACUUCCCCUAACUCCAAGUCAGUGACCAGCCCCCAAGGUGAGCCCCCACCUCCCUUUCCCCCGCCACGCUCCACCUCCUCCCCUUACCAUGCGAGUAACCUUCUGCAGAGGCAUUUCACCAACUGGACCAAGCCGACCAGCCCUACCAGAGCCACAGAAGCCGAAGCUGUUCUGCACUCUGAAGGCAGCAGGCGGGCAGCUGAUGCGAAGCCUAAGCGUUGGAUAUCAUUUAAAAGUUUCUUCCGCCGCCGGAAAACAGAUGAGGAGGAAGACAAAGAGAAAGAGAGGGAGAAAGGGAAACUGGUGGGCCUGGAUGGCACCGUCAUCCACAUGCUGCCUCCUCCCCCAGUCCAGCGCCAUCACUGGUUCACAGAGGCAAAGGGAGAUUCCAGGGAGAAGCCUGCCAUUGUGUUCAUGUACAGGUGUGACGCUGACCAAGGCCAGCUCAGUGCAGAACAGAGCAAGGCUGGGGCAGGCCAAGCAGCAGUCACAGAGAAGGGAAGAACAGAGGACGUGUCCCCACCAGACUCAGAAGAAAAGAAAAGUAGCCAUUCUUCUCCAUCACAGGUUCCUGAAAAAGUUCACAGUCAUGUGACCCAUGAAGUACUGGAGGAAUUUUCUCCUCAGGAUCCAGGGACUCUCAUUGUGAAGCAAGAUGGCAUUUCAGUCACACCAGUAUUGCCCCCACCUGACCUGGAAAGAGAAAAAGAAAAAGAGGAUACUUCUGAUCCUGUAGACCUAAAUCCUUGCAGUGCAACAUACAGCAACUUGGGGCAAUCUAGAGCAGCUAUGAUACCUCCCAAGCAUCCACGGCAGCCCAAAGGAGCUUUGGAUGAUGCCAUUGCCUUUGGAGAGAAAAUAGACCAAGAAGUGCUAAAUGUUUCUCAACCCACACCACCCCCGCUGCCAAAGAAAAUGAUCAUAAGAGCCAAUACAGAGCCAAUCUCCAAAGACCUUCAGAAGUGCAUGGAAAGUAGUCUUUGUGUCAUGGCCAAUCCUACCUACGAUAUUGAUCCCAAUUGGGAUGCCAGUAGUGCUGGCUCUUCUGUUAGCUAUGAGCUCAAAGGGCUGGACGUUGAGUCUUGUGACUCCUUGGAAAGACCUAUGCACAAGGAGAGGCCUGUCCCUUCAGCAGCAAACAGUAUCUCCAGCUUAACCACUGUCAGUGUUAAGGACAGAUUUUCCAACAGCAUGGAGUCCCUGUCCAGCCGACGUGGUCUGUCCUGCAGACAGGGUCGAGGCAUCCAGAAGCCACAGAGACAAGCAUUUUAUCGAGGACUUGAAAGUCGGGAGGAAGUGGUAGGUAAAAUCCGAAGCCUUCAUACAGAUGCCUUGAAAAAACUGGCUGUUAAAUGUGAAGACCUCUUCAUGGCCGGACAGAAAGACCAGCUUCGCUUUGGCGUGGACAGCUGGUCAGACUUUAGGCUAACCAGCGACAGGCCGUGUUGUGAAGCAGGUGAUGCCGUGUACUACGCUGCCUCCUGUGCAAAAGACCCAGCUAAUACCUAUGCUGUCAAGAUAUGUAAGAGCAAAGCUAAAGAGUCUCAGCAGUAUUAUCACAGCCUGGCCGUCCGACAGAGCCUGGCCGUGCAUUUUAACAUCCAGCAGGAUUGUGGCCAUUUCCUUGCUGAAGUUCCUAACCGUCUGCUUCCGUGGGUGGAUCCUGAUGCCCCUGAAAAGGCCGAGGAUGAAAUGGAAGAGAGUGAGGAAGACGUGAAGGCAGGAACCAGUGGGAGAAAUCCAGAGCCCUGCUCUGAAAUGGACUCCUCCCAGAAGGAGAACCCAGGAGUCACAAGCAAGAAGCAGCGGAGCCAUGUUGUGGUCAUCACCAGAGAGGUCCCUCGUCUCACUGUGGCUGAUUUCGUGCGGGACUCUUUGGCUCAUCACAGCAGGAACCCUGACUUGUAUGAGAGGCAAGUGUGUCUGCUGCUCUUGCAGCUGUGUUCUGGCCUGGAACACCUCAAGCCCUACCAUGUCACUCACUGCGAUCUACGCCUGGAGAACCUGCUGCUUGUCCACCACCAGCCUGGGGGAGCUGCCCAGGGCCUUGGGCCUGCAGAUCCUAGCCCCACUUCAUCUUGUCCCACAAGGCUGAUUGUGAGCAACUUCUCUCAGGCCAAGCAGAAGAGUCAUCUGGUGGACCCCGAAAUCCUGCGAGACCAGUCCCGCCUGGCCCCAGAGAUCAUCACAGCCACCCAGUACAAAAAGUGUGAUGAGUUCCAGACUGGUAUCCUCAUCUACGAGAUGCUGCACCUGCCCAACCCCUUUGAUGAGAACCCAGAGCUGAAGGAGAAGGAAUACACGCGCACAGACCUGCCUCGCAUCCCUCUCCGCUCCCCCUACUCCUGGGGCCUGCAGCAGCUCGCCAGCUGCCUCCUGAAUCCCAACCCUUCUGAACGCAUCCUCAUUUCCGAUGCCAAAGGCAUCCUCCAGUGUUUGCUCUGGGGCCCCCGUGAAGAUCUCUUCCAAACCUUUACUGCUUCCACAAGCCUGGUGCAAAGGAACGCGCUGCUCCAGAACUGGCUGGACAUCAAACGAACUCUGUUGAUGAUCAAGUUUGCCGAGAAGUCCCUGGACAGGGAGGGGGGCGUCAGCCUCGAGGACUGGCUGUGUGCUCAGUAUCUAGCUUUUGCCACUACAGACUCCCUGAGUUGUAUUGUAAAAAUCCUGCAGCACCGUUAAUGCGGCCCAGAUGUUGCUUUGACUACAUGUCCACCCUCUUCAUGUGGCCCCACACUUCCCUAUCCUGAUAGUCACUCAGAAUUCAAGGAGAGGAGAGCACCCAGCCUGCCGCCUUCGCCCAUGAACAGAUGGAAAGGCUGUCCACAGUUCCAAAUCAAGUAAGAAACUGAGUCUGUCUCAACUUUACAGAAAUUCAACUGCACAAUCUUGCAGUUGGCUUCCCUAGUAAUCCUAUAAACAUGGGGUAAGAAAAUGAAAACGCACAUCUGUGAAAGACCAGCUCCUGUGGUGUGAACUCGGCGUUCUGUGUCCAGCUCUUCCAGAACUCUUGACACUCACCUGUCUUUUUCGGCAAGUAUUCAGUCUCACUAGCAAUAGACAGAUGUCAGCAACCUCUGCUGUCAUCCAGUAAAGCUCUCAAAACAGACUCCCUCCUUUAAAGUUUCAGUAACUGUCCUUAUCAGGCAGACCUGCCAUUCUUAGCAUCAGCCCAGUCUUGGUGACCAGGGAUUAUCCUUUGUUCAAAUAAAAAGAAAAGAAAAGAGAGAUUCCCAUCUCUUGAGUCAUAGGCCCACUAUCAUUUCUAAUCUCAGUGUAUGUCCUGCAUGGAGAACCACCCUGAUAUCCUUCUGCUGCCACUUCCCCGUCCUCCUGGCCUCUGCUCUGUCCCCACCUGCUGAUAGAGUUUGGGUUUUUCAUCCACUUGUGGCCCAUUCCAGAGCUGACCCAAGGUAGUGUCACCAAUGCUGCAGUAGGAUAGGAUGCAGUUCAGAGCUUAUGAAUAGUAGGACAUGAGGAGAUAAUUUCCUUGCAUGUGCAAUUCUCCAGGGGCCAUCAGGAAAUAGACUUUAAAAGUACCGAUCUUUGAUUCCUGUCAGAGCUGUCAGUGUUAGCAGCCAGGGCUGGUGGUACCUGGAUCAGAGUUCCCACGUACCCCCACCUCAGCAGUAAUUGGUCAGCUUCCUUCAGUCAAUAGCCAGUAUUAACUAGUGCACCAAAUGCUGUAGACAACAGCCCUGAAUAAAACGGCUGUCAGAUGAGUACAGCAGUCUCUGAGAGAACUGAGAGGCUGGCUGUCGGAAUGGCCAGAUGCAAGGGAUGGGGGGAAGACGACUGCAGUGGCUAACCUGCUGCCCAGAAUACCAACUUCUUCCAGAGACGGCCUCCGAGAGUGAAUGGCACAUUCCUUCUACGAGGGUGAGCGGUUCUGGAGUUUAGCUCACAGGAAGGCUGAUGGCUGAAGUGAAUGGCUGAGAGCUGUUCCCCAUGGAGCCUGUGUUCCUCUCCAGUGGAUAUAUGUGCAAUUUUGUAUGUAUUUUUUUAGCUGUAUAUUACAGUGUUUAUGUUGCAACUUUACCUGAAGCCAGAUCUACGGAACUCUUCCCUUCUUCCCUUGGCACAAAUUUGUGCCAAGGGAAGUGUUCUUUCCGUGUGUGUGUGUGCGUGUGUGUGUGUGUGUGUGUGUGUGUGUGUAUGCACGCGCGACCAUGUGCUUAUUUUAUUCAAAACUGUGAGUAUCUGUUUACUUCAACCUGGAAAUCCCAAGAGUCACUUGAACAGUGUGUAUACAUGUGUGCCCCUGUGCAUGCACACGUAUGCUGGAGAUAGAGGCCAGGCCUCUGGGGAGGCAACCUGCGGCAGGGUUCUCAGCACCUUGUCAGUGAGGGAGCUCUGAGACCACGCACCUGCGCAGAGCGUUCUCAAAACCAAGACUGACUGUGCAGUAUUACUUAGGUGGCACAUUAGUGGCCUUGGAAAUUUCUAAACUUUAACAUUUUUAAACAGCCUUUCAUGUGAUUCGCCUGCAUCAAAGAGGAUCAAGAAAGGAGAAGAAUGUAUUUUAUUGUGCUUUGUUUUUGUUCUCAAGAGGAUGCUGUGUUGAGGUUCCACAUGGAGAAUGGUCUUGCCCUCCUGGCCAGCACUUCAGGACUCCCAGGAAAGGCUGGCCAAUCCACGGAGUGUCUUGCCUUUUCUAGCCAGAAUGGCCUUGGAGCAGGCCAGCAGUCUCUUCACUCAGUAUGAGCCUUGGCUGCAUCAUGGUUGGCAGGCUGGGUUUGGAUCAUCUUAGCAUAGUCCAUGUGCACAUAACUCCUUGCCUAAUUAUGCACUGACCCUGCAGCACACAGACCACUGACCAUGUCAGCUAGACAGCCCCUGUCCACUCCCCCACCCGCCGCGUUUGCAAAUUGAGAUGUACCUUCUCAAUGUCACUCUCAUGGUGCCUUGCCCGUGUAAAUUUGAAUGUGAUUGUUUAAGGUUACAUAUUUAAUAAUGCAGAAUGCUCCCUGGUCCCUCUGUUUGUUCUGUCUCUAUGCAUCUUUUUCUUUACCCUGUUACAUCUUGGGUUUAGCUUUUCCUCCCCCUGCAGAAGAACAAGCAUGGCCUCACUACUGGCACCUCACAGCACUGGUAACCCGAGCACCUUCCACACCAUGUGCUUUCCUCUGUUGUGUUCGUGCUUGCAAAGGGCAAAGGAUGAACGCCAACCAGCCAGAAAAGGGAUUCAGGCUUCCCAGAAGUAGGUGGCUGUGUUAAUUCUGUCCGGGAUGCAGCCACUAGAUGUGAGAAAGGAAGGGAAGGGGUACUCCAGUCUAGGGCAGAACAGAGACAAGAACUGUGUUUCUCGGCACAUUGAUGAUCCUCAGAGCAUUUCCCAAAAUAAUGAAAUUUAGUCCAUCUCACACUACCUUAAAUGUUUUACAUUGAUUUUUUAAUUGUGGCAGGAACUUUGAAUUUAUUCAUCAACUGGAAAGAAAUACUACCCUCUAUAGACACAGAUGCAUACACAUUUUAUAUGCACACACACACACACAUAUAUAUGCACACAUAUAUGAAUUUUGGAGUGUGACUAGUAUGGCACUUUAAGUUUUCGUAAGUAUCGAGUUAUUAUUCUUAAUACUGAUUGGAACUUUUUUCUAUUAAGGUGUAUGCUAUAGAUUCUUCCAUUUUAUAUUGAGUCUGUACAGUUAAGCCCCUAUUGGGACUUUUCCUUAAGCCACAGAGCAUAAACAGUCUCACAGCACAUGUGGGUGCUAUAGAGACAAGACUGUGGCUAGAGCAGGCGAGAGCAAGAGUGAAUGUACCUCAGAGUGCCUUGUUAAGUAGUGACAGCCGUGGGCAGAAGAGGUGGGCAUGUUCCACAGAGGGCCUAGGACUACCAGUAGCCUCCCGUGCCACAGAGAAGAGCCCUUUGAGGAAGCAUACGCCCACGUGAUGUGCAAAAACUGAUCAUGAAGACCAGCAGCUCAAUGAGAGAAAGAGCAGUUCUAAGCUAUGGUGCAAGAACAUGAGAUUCUUGAAUAAAGUCCACCGGCCCCAAGGUGGAAUUAGAAGUAGAAGCCAGAGAUGUGGGUGAGUUUGAGGAUUUGCCUUCAAACGAGGGACUGGGUGAGGUCUGGAGGGAGCAUAGCACCCUUACUCCCCAACCUGCUGGUGCUGAGGGACAAAACGAAGACUCCAGAGCUUAGCACAGCGUCCACUGUCAGAUGAGAUGCGGCUGCCUUUGCUUCCAAGCUCAGUGUAUGGUUAUGAACAUAGGAAAGUCUAAGAAGAAAUCCAAACCUGUAGAAAUAUUGGUGAGAUUUCUGGCAGUAAAAUGACCUAGCCUUGUAUUUUGAAGCUUCUAAAUUUGCUAAAGUCCCAUGAAAAGCCCCAGGCCCACUAGGUAGUAGGUCAUAGCAGGCUGGCAGGCAGCUUUCUCACUUUGACUUAGAGUACUUCAGUACUGGGAAGUCACCUGACAUUAACUCCACAGGUAACUUGCACUUGGUACUUUCCCCCUAGCUCUCACCCACAGUGAUCGGAAAAAGUCUCAAAGUGGGAUGGAUUUAAGAGUCAGCAUUCUGUGUGAGUGGUUGUGGAUAUAUGCAGUAUGAACACACUUGGAGAAGGGACGAGAGCAACUUCACCCCUGGGCCCACUCUGGCCUGUUUGCCAUUCUCCUCACUAGUGGACAAGGACUGGAAUCUCAUCCAGCCUAAACAGUGAGCAGGGUGGCUACCCAUAAAACGGGCUUGUCAGGCUUGCUUCCCGGAAGCUCGGAUUCUCACAGUGCUGUGCUGAGACAGUCCACGCGCUGCCCUGCUGAAGCGCCCGGAUGCCCAUCUGCCCAUGCGACAAGUAAUGCUCAGGUGGGGAUUUCAUGACGACACCUGAUGCCCCAAGGGAAGUCAGAAGAGCCAUAAUGCAAGAUGCUAGACAGGUUAUACCAAAGAAACCAAGCCAUUUUUCCUGAUGCUUCUUAGAUGGUGAGGUUGAGUUGUGACAGAUGACAGGGGAGGGAAAGUCAUAUACAUUCCAUGUUCAGGGCGUUUAUUCAGCUGAUAAAGACACCCUCAAUAAAUGCUCUAUUUUUUUUUUCAAAUCCAUUUUGUACAUGAGAAGAAAAACAAGAUUGUGGUGUUGGUGCUGGAAGAGGAGACAGUGGCGUGCUCCAAAACUUCCCCAGAAGGACCUCAGCCCAUGCAGCCUGACAGCAGCCAUUGCCCAGACCUUAGUGUGAGACUAAGCUGAGAUUUGUUCCAAAGGGUUUAUUUAAAGAACACUUGGAAACCUCUUAACACAUUGUACUGUUUUUAUAAGCCUUCCUACUGAGGUGUUUAUCAUCAGCAUCACUGUUAUUUAAUACAUAUAUCUAAGUGCCCAGACAGUCCGAGGUGCUAUGCAGCUGUUACACACCUACUCUCUCAGCUGUUUGAAAUUAGAGUCGAUUUCUGCAUCAGCCACUGCUAGAAGUUUUGCCCACUUAGCCACAGGGGUCUGCAUUCUGAAUAUCCCUUUCAUGUUCCUACUCUAAGAGCCUCCACUUUUCUUCCCAUAUCUCACCCUCCCCACCUCGCCCACCCUCAUGGUUUUGUAAAUCAAGAAAGUUUCAGGGAAUCAAAAGAGGUCAGAAUUUUUUUAACAGCAGAAUAACAGAGUUCUAUAUUUUGCUACGAAUAUUCAUGUAGUACAGAAAAUCCACUUUGCCCAUUCGUGUGUGUGGUUGGUCUGUGGGUGUGCACGCUGGGUAACCUGAAGGAUGAGCCGGCUCUAUGGCUUUAGUGUAGCAUUGGUGAAAAGUUAAACCCCACUGUUUCAAAUACUCCUUUGCUGUCCCUCCCCUUAGCAAUUCUAAAGAGUGUCGUGUGUGAACACGCUGGGCUGGGUUUUCCGUUCAUGAUACGGUGGGCAUUGGGGUGUAAGACUAAGGCAGAAGCAAGAUGUCACCGUCUCAGUGAUCUGAAUCAUGACAGUCCUCAUCCAGUCUCUCUUAGGUUUUUCCAUGGCAUCGCCCACACUCUCCCUUUGAAAACCUUGUUUCUCUAGCUCUCCUCAGAGCUUUGUCCCUCACUUACCAAUAUUAACAGUUGAGUAAAUCUAUCAAUAACAGGUCCCCUGUGUCACUAGUGGUGCCGCCCUUUGGUUUGCUGUGGUACUUUGCUGUGUACUCUGGCCUCACGUUACUAUGUAAAUAAACUCAGUUUAAUAUACAUUAAAAA